UUGGCUUCUUUGUAGUUAAACCAUGGGUCAAGCACAAAGUGGAGCAGAUGAUAAGGAAGUGACUCUUCAACACAUCCAGGAACUUUACCGUAAAUUUGCAAGUGAAUGUCCAAGUGGAAAUCUGCACUUGCAUGAAUUCAAGAGAAUCUUUGGGAUCGACAGCAACUCCACAGAAGAAGAAUCUGCAUAUAUGGAAAAUUUGUUUCGAUCUUUUGAUACAAAUAAGGAUGGUAAAAUAGACUUCCUGGAGUAUGUGGCAGCGCUGCAUCUUGUUCUUCGUGGAAAACUGGUGGACAAAUUGAAAUGGUCUUUUAAAGUUUAUGACAGAGAUGGAAAUGGCUGCCUGGACAGACAGGAAGUGAGACACAUUGUCAGAAUCAUCAACAAGAUAAAGAGGCACAAGGAUCCGAGCAUCACAGGGAAUAUUGAAGAUAUUUGUGACAGAAUAUUUGAUCUGGUGGACAAGAAUAAAGACAGUCAGAUUUCUUUGGAAGAAUUUAUUGAAGGGGCUGAAAAGGACCCAUGGGUGAUGGAUCAGCUCAGACUGGACAUUGGGCCUUGUGAUUGGUUCAUUGACCAGCAGGAGAAGAAACCCUGACUUUAUAAUGUACAGUGUGUGUUUUUAUGAUAAAUGAUUGGACACUAAGGGACAUUAAUAAUCUGCCUGCAGUGUUGUCCAUACCUGUUUGGGGAUUUUUGGGGGAAUCAUCAUGUUUGUUUUUAGGUUUGUUUGUUUUGUUCUGGGGGUCCAAGAUUCAUGAUAAGAUCAGUGAUUGUUUUUUGGAUGUGGGACAACAGCUUGGGGAUGCAGCCAGGAUCUUUCAUUAAAUCAAUUUCUCUGUGGUCUCUGUUUUUGAAGAGAAGCCUCUCAUCAGUUAUGAUGGACUUCAGGUAACUUAAAAGGCAAUAGGCCAGUGUUUCCUUUGUCUAUUCUGGGCUUCUGUAGAAACACGGUGGUGCAAAAUGGUGGAUGAAAGAGGACCCGCUCCCUAGGAGGAUAUAAAGGGCUCAAGCUUGGCACAAUAAUGCUAAGGUGAUCAUACACUUCAGGUGAUUAUACACUAAUGAAAACAGAAGUAUGAAUAUUAUAUUCCAUUUCUCCGAUUUAUCCCCCCAAAUCCUACACACUGCUCCUUUAAAGCUUAAUAGAUCACAUACACUAGCAGGCUAAUCCUCUUACGAUGAAGAUGAAGAGGAUGAAGAUGUUUUUUCAAAAAGGAAACACCCAAUGGUCAUUGUGCCAUUUUUAUACAGUUUCAUGGCCAUUGCAACAUAAAAAAAUGUCAACAUUUUACAAAAGCAACAGUGUGAUGGUUUGUCCUAUCUCCAGUGACUCUGGACCAAAUGGUCACAAUCUUUUGAUCAGUAUCAUUUGGCCAAAUCUUCAACAUUUGAAAAGUAUUGAAAAUAUUUUUGGGGUUUUGUUUCAUAUACUUUAAGUCAACAUUUUUUUCAAUGUGUAUGUCUCCAAACAUGAGUUCAAAAUGUUCUGUUUUUGAAUACUAAAGACCAAUUGUUAUUCAAACUCUCCUUAGGGUGGGCCAUAAGGUGAGCCCAGUGACAGUGAUAGUUUAGCAUGUUGAUAUGAAGUCAAUACAGACAAUUCAGUCCAUGCAUUUACAGUAAUUUUGCUAUUGUCUUGCUGUAAUUCUGUGCGUGCCUGGUUUAAAACGUAUACUAUGGUAUGUCUUUUAUCCAAUCUAUUGUUUUGACAGGUCAUCUGAAUGUGAAAGAUAAGGACAAUAAAUGCAGUAAUAGGGACCAUAAAUGAAGGAGAGGGUGAUUAACAGGAGUGUGUGAGUUAGAUCAGUGUGAAUAUGGAAAGUAAGGGAAAUUAAUUUGUUGUUGACAAUAACCUUUUAUGUCUUCCAUCAGUUGGUAGAUUCAGGUUUUCUUUCUAUUUUUUCCUUUUUGUCAGCUGUGGUUAUAUUGUAAAUUUGGUCCUCAA
Molecule: messenger RNA, 1948 nt
Organism: Epinephelus fuscoguttatus (brown-marbled grouper)
Lineage: Eukaryota; Metazoa; Chordata; Actinopteri; Perciformes; Serranidae
Product: guanylyl cyclase-activating protein 2-like
Exons: 4
Coding region: 23-598 (191 amino acids)
Biological process (GO): visual perception
Cellular component (GO): photoreceptor inner segment; cone photoreceptor outer segment
Molecular function (GO): calcium sensitive guanylate cyclase activator activity; calcium ion binding
Source: RefSeq, a predicted model, not a curated record